AUGCAGUCCACAACAGCAGGACUCUGGGGUAAAUCUGACCUGAAGGAGGCCAGCCGCUUCUCUCUGCUGUUUUCCCAGCUGUGGUCGGGACAAUGGGCCUCGCGCAUGACUGAGCCAUUGGGAUUUUCUCCCAAACGGCUGCAUUCUUGUAUCUCAGACGCUGGACAGAAAUGUGGAGAGCUCAUGGAGAGAGACGGCUACGAGACGGACGCAAACCUGGAGCUGCAGAAGGAUGGGCCUCAGGUGGACUCUGCACCGGGGGAGACUGAAGAUGUGCCGAGAUGGCGUUUAGAAAUGACAGGUCCCAGAGCAGAGCAGACGCACACCACACUCCACUCCUCUCUCUGCGCCUGCUGCUCCACUGCCGCAAAGAUGCGAGUCCUAGUUUCGGUGACGCUGCUGCUGCUUCUGGCCCUGAGUCUUAGCGCUGAAGCCGGACGAGGAAAACUCAAAGGAAGCAAAGGGAAAGACCGAGCCAAGGCAGCCUCCGAGUGCACCCCAGCAGAGACCGAGUAUGGGAAGUGCAUCCCGGAGCAGGGCGACUGUGGAGAGGGCCAGAGGGACGUCACAUGCAAGGGCCAGACCAGCCAGAUCCUCUGCAAGAUCCCCUGCAACUGGAAGAAAGAGAUCAGUGACUGCAAGUACAAGUUUGGCCCCUGGGGACCCUGCGACGCUGCCACCAACACAAAGAGCCGAUCGGGAAACCUGAAGAAGGCCCUGUUCAACGCCGACUGCCGAGACACCGUGAGCGUGUCCAAGCCCUGCUCCCCCAAAGUCAAGAAGACGAGAGGAGACAAGAAAACUGCUUAA
Messenger RNA from Knipowitschia caucasica, 810 nucleotides. Lineage: Eukaryota; Metazoa; Chordata; Actinopteri; Gobiiformes; Gobiidae. The record is from the annotation of a GenBank genome assembly.